This is a messenger RNA of Amoebophrya sp. A120, 981 nucleotides long. Lineage: Eukaryota; Dinophyceae; Syndiniales; Amoebophryaceae. The record is from the annotation of a GenBank genome assembly.
AUGCCCGCUGUUGUUUCCAGUUCCACGGGCGACGUGGCCUCGAGCGCGGUCAUCUCGAAUGCUGCGACAGCUGCAGUGGCUUCUGGCGAUGCAAAGAUCUCCAGCACGGCGUCUUCGUCGGAGUCGGGCCAAGUCACCGUGAUGCCUUUGGUGAUGCCCAUGCCCACCGCGCAAGCCAAAGACCACCCUGCAGAAAAUCAAGAAGCGAAGCGGGACAUGUUUGCGUUCGACCAGGAUGAAGAGGGUGGCGCGGAGAAGGAAGAGGCACGGCUGGCGCGGUGGAAAAAAGAGGAUCCCAUCGCACUGCAGGACGCGUUCAUGACUUCCAACGCAUUUCUGAAAGCCUGUAAGGACGAUAAUUUACCGGAGGCGCUCGAGAUCCUGCAGAACAGUGUGAAGACGGAUUUUCUGCAGUAUCACGUCAUUCAGGGGUACUACGCUUGCAUCCAAAACCUCAAUUUUGAGCUCUUCCACCAAGUAUUUCAGGCUCAAGGCUUCCCCGUUGGCCUCUUCCCGGAAAUUCCCCACGCGAUCGCCGAACUCUGCACCAAAGAAACUUUUCCCGUCUGCCGAAAAUUCUUCCAGCCACUCUUUCGGGCGCAUCAGGUACUAUCGCCUCAAGAAACGGAAAGAACGCUAGCAGUCCUAAUUCCCUGCGCAGAAUCGCUCUACUCAGUCACCAUUGGCAUAAGCAUCAUGUUGGCAACUGAGCUUGCGGCUUUUUCCAUGAUCAUAGUCAUGAAUUUGAAUGUUUCAGAUCCCGGUCGACCACCCACGACACCGAGACGGAAUGACGCCGUUGUGCAUUGCCUGUUUGCGAGGUUGCUUGCCGCUCUCCAUCAUCCUCCUCGAGGACUAUCACGCAAGCUGCAACGUGAUCACCAAGCACAAUCUGGUCCCCUACCAGCUAAACCUGCAGCCGCAGCCGUCCGACGACGCACUAGCGACGGAAGGCCGCCAGCUGCUGAAAAACCGCUUUGA